This is a messenger RNA of Lathyrus oleraceus (garden pea), 579 nucleotides long. RefSeq lists its product as uncharacterized. NCBI's taxonomy places the organism in Eukaryota, Viridiplantae, Streptophyta, Magnoliopsida, Fabales, Fabaceae. The coding region runs from base 1 to 579 and encodes 192 amino acids. The record is from RefSeq and is a predicted model, not a curated record. The transcript is spliced from 3 exons.
AUGGAAAAUAAUUUGACAACUAUUGUCGAAAGAAUUAUGGCUAGGAAUGGUAUGAGUGACACAUUGCAAAGGCCACUAUAUGCUUCCCCAUUGACUGAAUUUAUUCUCCAAACUGAGGCACCUAAAGGAAUGAAGGUGCCUAAAUACACUAAGUUUGGGGGAGAAUCUGAACUGUCUAGCAUUAAGAGAAGGUUUGCUGAGAGUAUUGACGAUUAUCUAAAUAAAUUUAGAUCAUUAAAGGCCAGGUGCUUUACGCAAGUACCGGAACAUGAACUUGUUCAAAUGGCUGCUGGGGGGUUAGAUUAUUCCAUUAGGAAGAAAAUAGACCCGACCUUUGUAAAGAUUAUGUCACAAUUGGCUGAUAGAGUUCGACAUCUCGAACGGCUAAGGUUAGAAAAGGUUAGACACCAUAAGGCUAAGAAGGAAAAAAUAGCAUCCGUCGAUUAUGAUGCGACAUAUCCAAUCUAUGAGGCUGAUUAUGCCUCAUCGACCGAAUUAGAAAUUGAUGUGGAUGAGUUAAAGCCAGGAUCUGCUUAUGAGUGGAUCUGGUUUAGAAAGCAAUUCAAGAAGGCAGACUGA